UCCGAGCAGCAACACGAAUAGCCUCGCUUUCUUUCGCCUCGCCCAACGGAUUGUGUGCAGAUUCUCCUGCGCCCACGUGGAAUUCGACUCCACCAGGGGCCAUGGAUAGUCGAAUGGAUCCCAGCAAAUCGACCAGGAUCGAGAUGGGCCGAUCUGGGGGCUCUGGUCGAUUUGCCACGGUGGGACCGGUGGUAUUGGCUUGGAAGACCCUUGGAACGAGCUGAAUUUUGGUCGAUGAGGAGGAGGAGGAGGAGGAGGAAGAAAAGGAAGUUUGGGCGAGUUUUUGGCGGACGUUCCAGAAGGAAAAGGCACGUGGUUGUGGCACGUCUUUCUCUCCUCCUCCUCGCCUCCUCACUUCACCUCAAUUCCUCCUCAAUUCCUCCUCAAUUCAACCUCAAUUCCUCCCUUGUAUCCCUCUCAUCUUAGCGUCCAUCUAUGCCGUCUACGCCCUCGUCCAUGUCCUCGUCGAGUUCCGUGCACUCCUCCUCGUCGACGAGGAUGCAGUCAUCGUCAUCCCAGGCAACGUCUCACCUGCUGCGAGUUACAGACACCGACCGGCCGUUUACUAGAGACUUCAAGGAUCUCUUCUCGACCCUCAUGGUCAGUCUCAAGCUGGAGACCAACCGCUCCUUUUUCGCCAAGUACGAGUACUCCUUCACCAGCGAGCAGGCCCUCAGCAACCUGAGCUCGCUCAAGUUUCUCCAGUCGUCACGCAUCCCAGACCCGAAUGAUCCCUCGCGGAUCGUCAUCACAACCACCGCCACCACCUUCUCCAUGUCGCGGGAUGUCGCCCUCUCCAUCUGCCAGCACUUUGUCCAGGCCCGUUUCAUCGACCCGGUAGGCGGGCGAAAUAGUAACGGGGGGGCUACCUUUGUGGCCAAGGGCGGCCUGUACCAGAUGACCACCAAGGGAAUUGCGGUCCUUCAGCGCUUCUGCGCCCGGAACGGUAUCACCGCCCGUCAUGUCCUGGACAUCAUCGAGUCCCCCCGGAAUAGCAUGCGAUUGCUCAUUCUUGAGCGGAACCUGGCUACGGAUCGACUGCUGACCGACUCGGCCACCGUCGAGGUCAUCUUUCGUCGCUUCGCCGGCCAGGAUGGGCCCAACAUCAUCCCCGGCCUGUCCUUAGCCUCCUCCUCCUCCUCCUUGGCUGCGGCGCGCAAGAUCCCCCGCCAGCCAGGGUAUCCCAACGGAGUGCUGGGUGUGCGGCUGGCCAAGGACCAGCGUAUCAACGGCAAGACCUUUACCUAUGUGUUUUCCGGCCGCACCGCCGCCGACUGGCUGAUGGACUGCUGCACCACCAUCGACGAGCGUGAGCCGUAUGCCAUCGGCGCCCUCUUCGUGCUCCACCGCCUCGUCGUCCUCGCCCGAGACGAUCCGGACUACCGCCCCUCGCGCGGCAACGGUGACGCCCCCUUCAUCCCGACCGACACCGCCCUCUACGCCAUCACCCCGGAGGGCCAGGCCGUCUGCGGCUGGAAGUACCUCUCGCCCACGGGCGAGGUCACCCCGCCCAACAGUGGCUCCUUUGACACCCCGCGCGAGGGCGCCGAUUCCAACAAGGCCCGCCUGCGCUACAUCCUCAACGACCCCUCGCUCCGCCUGCUGUUCCGCGAGUUUCUCAUCGCCUCCUUUUGUGAGGAGAACCUGUCCUUCUACCUCGAGCUGUCCGAGUUCAUGGACGACUACGCCGCUCUCAAAGCCACCAAGCAGUUGGCCGACCCAUCCAUGAUUCGCAGAACCUUUGCCACAGCAUACGGAAUGUACAACACUUUCCUCGCCUCCGGCUCGCCCUGCGAGCUGAACAUCGAGCACAGUCUCCGCCGCAAUCUAGCCAUCAAAAUCACCCUGGCGAUGCGCGAACAGAGCCCAGACGAACAGUGUCUGGACGAGGUGCUCGCCCUGUUCAAAGCAGUCCAGACGUAUAUUUUUCACCUCAUGGCUAGUGACUCGGUACCGAAAUUCUUCAUCGUCCCUCGAUAUACGGGUAUCCUGCAACAACACGAUUUCGAGUCCGUGCGGUGACUCUCAUACACCAUCUAUGUCUAAUUCUUUGUCCUCGAUUUAGCUUGUCUCUUUUUUUCCUGUCUGGUCUUGAUUUUUGUUUACGAGCGAUGAGCAUAUGCAUCACGGUACAUAGAUCCGAGACUGUACAUUACAUCUUUCUGUACAUACAUUAAUACUGGGAACGAAUAUAUUAUCUUAAUCCUC
Penicilliopsis zonata CBS 506.65 is the source of this 2208-nucleotide messenger RNA. RefSeq lists its product as hypothetical. Bases 499 to 2022 code for a protein of 507 amino acids. Lineage: Eukaryota; Fungi; Ascomycota; Eurotiomycetes; Eurotiales; Aspergillaceae. The record is from RefSeq and is a predicted model, not a curated record. Gene Ontology annotation, biological process: intracellular signal transduction. The transcript has 4 exons.